Messenger RNA from Fusarium sp. VM40, 1125 nucleotides. Lineage: Eukaryota; Fungi; Ascomycota; Sordariomycetes; Hypocreales; Nectriaceae. The record is from the annotation of a GenBank genome assembly.
AUGUUUGUAGUCGCUAACUCUGUAAAAGUCCAACACCAAGAACUGCCAGAUCCCAGCACCCCGCGCACGUCUCUUCAGGACCAAAACAUCGCCCAUCUAUUCCAUUCCUACACAUCAGAUAUCUCAAAAUGGUACGACCUAAGCGACUCAGCAUGUUCAUUCGGCCUGGCCGUUCCCACCAUCGCCCUAGACGAACCUCUUCUCUUCAGCUCCAUCAUCGCCGUCUCAGCAAUGCACACAUGCCAGACAUGGGCGCCAAGUUUCCGCAAAGUCGCUGAGUUCUAUCACCACCGAUGCGUGCAGCUUCUUAUCAGACUGUCUGAGGGAGACGAGCUCAUCACGCGAGGCGUGGCGCUGACUGCGACGUGUCUUUUGCGGUCGUAUGAGAUUUUUGACGGUGACGUUGACCCAAACAUGCACCUUCGUGGGGCUUACUCUAUGGCUUCACUGCAUGGUGUUCUUUCAGGAAACCUACAAGCUGGAUUACUUGGUGCGGGUUUUUGGAACUAUCUGCGAGAAGAUAUCACAUUCAGUCUCUUCGAGGAGUGUCCGCUGAAGAUGAAUCUGGAAAGCACGCCGCUUGUCGGCCACCAUGAAUCUGACCAAGAUUAUCUAAAUUCCAUUACACUUAUUCUCGGUAAGAUCAUCAAUAUGACAUUUGGUCACGAUUCGGAUGAGGUGCAACUAGGUUCUGCGAUUGAGUCACUUAAAGCCUGGCGGAGUACAUGUCCUGAUCAUAUGAAGCCUUUCUCAAGACUACAAAGCGAGGCGACUGCGAUACUUCACUACUAUCUCGUCGCGUUAACGAUACUCUUUGUCCAUGCAUCUCCAAGCAGCGUAGAUGAUAUCGCGGACUUGGAUAUUCUUGGGCUUGAAUCCGAGUCUAAGGAGCAACUUCUAGAGGCUUUCGCUCUGGAGAUUUGUGGAAUUGCUUUCACAGCCAAGAUCCCGUCGGUUUUGGUCAACGCUUUUGGGCCAAUAGCUUACUGUGCAAGAUUUAUCCAAUCUGAGGCCUCACAGCAGGAGCUUGUACGCCAGCUUCUAGCGUGCAAGUCAAGCAUAGGAUGGCCAGUGGAACGGCUCGUUAGGGACUUGAAGGUAUCGUGGGGUUUAGAUCAGGUGUAG